Messenger RNA from Panicum hallii, 1452 nucleotides. RefSeq names its product glyceraldehyde-3-phosphate dehydrogenase 2, cytosolic-like. Gene Ontology annotation, biological process: glucose metabolic process. The record is from RefSeq and is a predicted model, not a curated record. Bases 16 to 1167 code for a protein of 383 amino acids. The transcript is spliced from 11 exons. NCBI's taxonomy places the organism in Eukaryota, Viridiplantae, Streptophyta, Magnoliopsida, Poales, Poaceae. Gene Ontology annotation, molecular function: NAD binding; NADP binding; oxidoreductase activity, acting on the aldehyde or oxo group of donors, NAD or NADP as acceptor.
CCGCACCCGUAGCCCAUGGGUCCGGCUGCCAUCCCUAGUCGCUCUCGGCUUUAUAAGGGCGGCCGCUCCUCAGGCCCCCCAUCUAACCAUAUCCGCCGUCUCCUCGUCAUCGCGGCAUCAGAUCCCAUCCUCGUCUUCGCGGCACCCUUCGCCAUGGGCAAGAUUAAGAUCGGAAUCAACGGUUUCGGAAGGAUCGGCAGGCUCGUGGCCCGUGUCGCCCUCCAGAGCGAGGAUGUCGAGCUCGUCGCCGUCAACGACCCCUUCAUCACCACCGACUACAUGACCUACAUGUUCAAGUACGACACCGUGCACGGCCACUGGAAGCACAGUGACAUCAAGCUCAAGGACUCCAAGACCCUUCUAUUCGGUGAGAAGCCGGUCACCGUCUUCGGCAUGAGGAACCCCGAAGAGAUCCCGUGGGGUGAGGCUGGGGCUGACUAUGUUGUGGAGUCCACCGGUGUCUUCACUGACAAGGAGAAGGCUGCGGCUCACUUGAAGGGUGGUGCCAAGAAGGUUAUUAUCUCUGCUCCAAGCAAAGAUGCACCUAUGUUUGUUGUUGGUGUCAAUGAGGACAAGUACACCUCAGAUAUUAACAUUGUCUCCAAUGCUAGCUGCACCACAAAUUGCCUUGCUCCCCUCGCGAAGGUCAUCAAUGACAACUUUGGUAUCAUCGAGGGUCUGAUGACAACUGUUCAUGCCAUCACUGCCACCCAGAAGACCGUUGAUGGGCCAUCAGCCAAGGACUGGAGAGGUGGCAGGGCUGCUAGCUUCAACAUCAUUCCCAGCAGCACCGGUGCUGCCAAGGCUGUCGGUAAGGUUCUUCCUGAAUUGAACGGCAAGCUCACUGGUAUGUCCUUCCGAGUUCCGACAGUGGAUGUCUCUGUUGUUGACCUCACCGUUAGACUUGAGAAGGCUGCCUCGUAUGAGGACAUCAAGAAGGCUAUCAAGGCUGCCUCUGAGGGGCCUCUCAAGGGUAUUAUGGGAUACACAGAGGAGGAUUUGGUUUCCACCGACUUCACUGGUGACAGCAGGUCGAGCAUCUUUGACGCCAAGGCUGGAAUCGCUCUGAACGAGCACUUCGUCAAGCUCGUCUCCUGGUACGACAACGAGUGGGGCUACAGCAACCGCGUCGUCGACCUGAUCCGCCACAUAUUCAAGACCCAGUAGAGCGUUUCGUAGUGAUGGUUCCCAUGGGCUUUCUGGUCGUGGACCAGCCUGCUGCUUGUCUAUGCAGAGAAUAAAUGUGAAAGGCGCCCUCCUUACGCCAGGAUUCAUGCUAAGUUGGGACAUGAGUUGCCUUUUGUUUUUCCUAUCUGCCACCUUCCUGUAACGAAGUUGCUAUUAUGGACCUGAGUUUAGUUUUUGCUUGUGAAGAAUAUAAACAGGGGGGUUGUAAUUUUGCUGUGUUGGUCGGUUUGUUGAAUAGAUGAGUUUUUGUGUUUGGUGAUUACA